CUGUGUGUUUGUACUGUGUACACGUAUAAGAUUAUGUGAAGUUUUUAUUAAAAAAAUAAAACAAAAUGGAGUACGCACACCAUAGGAUAUACGCGUAUAUAUUUACAAUAAUAAUGCACACUGGAAAUUUAAUAUAUCUCGCUAUAUUUGUAGAACCACAUAUUAAAAUGGAUCAAGAUUUAAUAAUUUUAAAGAAACUACAACCUAGGUUAUUUACUAUAUGGACUUUGAUGAUACAAAUGUUCUACGCAUUUGUUUGCCUCAUAAUUGAUCUACGGGAGUUAAAAAAUCGGGAAAAUAAAAAAUACAAAUUGUCAAAAUACUUCCGAGGUUUCAGAGAUACGUUGUUCGCGAGUGUUUUAUGGCCAGCUUGUUGGGUUGUAAUUAUAGUAUUCUGGUCGCUUUCACUAUACGACAAAGCCCUAAUAUUCCAGAAGAACACAGACAAAUUUUUGAAUCCAAUAUCGAAUCAUAUUUUGCACACAGCCAUAAUGCCUUUGGCUGUGUGGGAGAUCAUGUACAGAUAUAGGACACAGCCACGCACACAUCGAAAGUAUUUCUAUAACACGGUGUUCUUUUUUGCUUUGUAUUUUGUUGUGAUAACCUACACUUACUUCGAAAGAGGCAUUUGGAUAUAUCCAAUUUUCGCAAAAUUCUACGGCACUAUAUACUUCCCGCUCAUAUACACGGUGAUAAGCGGGAUAGCAAUAUCCGCGUAUUUCUUGCAAUGGCCGCUGACAGAUUACUUUUGGCGGGAAAGGAGAACUCUCAAAAAGAAAAGAAAGAGAUAUAAAAUUGGAUACACAGUAUACGUUUAUGUGUUAUGUUUCUGAUUUUCGCAAAAGACUUCACUGACUCCCUAGGUAUUCGUCUUCGCCGGAAUACUCACAUCCUUCAACUUUUGUACUCUAUCCUGUUUGACCCGAAAACUCCUAUCUACCUUAAGAAUCAGUUCCAAUAUUUACAUUCCAACAGUUACCUUUCCCUCCUUUCUUCUGAUCUCC
Molecule: messenger RNA, 1004 nt
Organism: Colias croceus (clouded yellow)
Lineage: Eukaryota; Metazoa; Arthropoda; Insecta; Lepidoptera; Pieridae
Product: androgen-dependent TFPI-regulating protein-like
Exons: 5
Coding region: 66-833 (255 amino acids)
Cellular component (GO): membrane; endomembrane system
Source: RefSeq, a predicted model, not a curated record